CUCACACUGCGCGGCGGCCGGGGCGGCGCCUGACUAUAAAACCUCCCCUGCACUUACUCCCAACUUCUCAACAUUCCCACCUCUCCUCCGCCGACCACGUCCCAGCCCUGCCCGUCUAAACACACUCCAGCAAUCAUGCCUUCAGACCUGGAAACCGCCAUGGAGUCACUCAUCAAGGUGUUCCACCGUUACGCCUCUAAGGACGGAAAGAAUGGCACACUCAACCGGCGCCAGCUCAGAGAGUUGAUGGAGAACGAGCUGUCUACCUUCCUUAAGUCUCAGAAGGACCCUGCUGCAGUAGACAAGAUCAUGAAGGACCUGGACACCAACGGCGAUGGCCAGGUGGACUUUGAAGAGUUUGUUUCUCUGGUUGUUGGACUUUCCAUUGCGUGUGAGCAGUGCUAUCAGAUGCACAUGAAGAAGACGGGAAAGAAGUAAAAGACGACAGCAGAAAAGAGGAGAAGAAACCAAAAUGCAUUUCAGUUUUUGUAAAAAUAGUUUUGUCCAUUAAAUACACUGAAGAAUUUGAAA
Xiphias gladius (swordfish) is the source of this 531-nucleotide messenger RNA. RefSeq names its product S100 calcium binding protein A10a (gene s100a10a). Gene Ontology annotation, molecular function: calcium ion binding. The transcript has 3 exons. The record is from RefSeq and is a predicted model, not a curated record. NCBI's taxonomy places the organism in Eukaryota, Metazoa, Chordata, Actinopteri, Istiophoriformes, Xiphiidae. Gene Ontology annotation, cellular component: cytoplasm. The coding region runs from base 136 to 438 and encodes 100 amino acids.